Molecule: messenger RNA, 495 nt
Organism: Penicillium vulpinum
Lineage: Eukaryota; Fungi; Ascomycota; Eurotiomycetes; Eurotiales; Aspergillaceae
Product: Hsp20/alpha crystallin family protein
Exons: 1
Coding region: 1-495 (164 amino acids)
Biological process (GO): response to heat; protein folding; protein complex oligomerization
Source: RefSeq, a predicted model, not a curated record
AUGUCUCUUCUCCGAGCCAACUUCCCUGGCAAUGGCGACUUCGCCCCUCUCUUCCGUCUUCUUGACGACUACGAUGACCACCGCUCUUCCCGCAACCAGCCCUUGGUUCGCUCGUUCUCUCCUCGCUUUGAUAUCCGUGAGAGUGAAGAUGGAUACCAUUUCGAUGGUGAACUGCCUGGCAUCUCUCAAAAGGACAUCGAUAUCGAAUUCUCCGAUCCCCAAACUCUGGUUGUCAAGGGCCACACUGAACGCGAAUACCACACCUCCGAGCCAAACGGCGAGGCGAAGGAAGGCACUAAGAAGGCUGACGAAACUGAGUCCACUCACCGGUUCUGGGCCAGUGAGCGCUCAGUUGGCGAGUUCCAGCGCGUCUUCUCCUUCCCGACCCCUGUCGACCAGCACAAUGUCAAGGCCAGUCUGAAGAACGGCAUCCUGUCCAUUAAGGUACCCAAGGCCAGUGCUACUGCUGCUUCCAAGAAGAUCACCAUUGAGUGA